This is a messenger RNA of Ascoidea rubescens DSM 1968, 1768 nucleotides long. RefSeq names its product H(+)-transporting V1 sector ATPase subunit H (gene VMA13). Gene Ontology annotation, biological process: proton transmembrane transport. Gene Ontology annotation, cellular component: vacuolar proton-transporting V-type ATPase, V1 domain; fungal-type vacuole membrane. The transcript has a single exon. Gene Ontology annotation, molecular function: proton-transporting ATPase activity, rotational mechanism. NCBI's taxonomy places the organism in Eukaryota, Fungi, Ascomycota, Saccharomycetes, Ascoideales, Ascoideaceae. Bases 40 to 1722 code for a protein of 560 amino acids. The record is from RefSeq and is a predicted model, not a curated record.
GCUGCCUUUGCUGCUUCUUUCUUCUAUUUUUCUACUGCCAUGGUCGAGUCGAAGCUCUUUUCAAUUGAAAACCAGUAUCUUGAUGACAUCUGCCAGAGCAUCAAGCAGAGACCUGUUUACUGGGAACGUCUUAUUCGUGCCAACAUUGUCAGCGAGGAAGAUGCUACGAGAAUGAAAAUAUUGGAGAAACAGUCCACCGACGAGAAGAUUUCUGCUGUUCUUAGUGAUCUUGACCUAUAUUCCACCACCAUUCUCAAUUUGCUUUCUGUCUCCAACAGACCCGACAUCUUGAAAUACUUGCUCAUCCUCAUCUUGGAGCUAAUUACUAAAGUCCCCAAUGUCCAGUUCUUGAACAACUUGCUUGAUUUAAACAAGAUUGACAACAACUUGCCUUUCGAUCCCUUUUUGAAAAACUUGAAAAACUUGUCCACUUUCAACAACGAUAAGGACUCAAUUCAGUUACUAUCCGUUUAUAACUUGUCUCUAAUAUUCCUUCAAUAUUCAACUGUUAUCGGCAAUACCGAUAACCAAGCCAAAGAAAAGCAUUUUUCCUUUAACAAUGAUUCUUUGAUCUCUCUUUUUGAUCACUUGAACUCUCUAGUUCAGUCCUCAAACUCGAAUUAUAGAACUAUUGCGGUUCAAUGUAUAAGUGAAUUAUUGUCUAUUAAAUCUUAUAGAUCCGUUUUUUGGUCAAAAAAUUCACACUACAUUCCCUCUUUGAUUUCUUUAUUGACACCAUACUCAAAGAAAAAACUAUUCUCAUCGUCCUUGUCAAACCCAACUCCUCAAUCUAAUUCCCAAUCUCAAUCUCCAAAUCUUUCUUCAUCUGAUCACUCAAAUCAACCACAAUCAAAUCCCUCUUCUGCUUCUCCAACACCUUCCCCCACUCCUUCUUUAUCCGCGUCAAACCCAUCCGUUUCCUCUUCUUCUACUCUUAUAUUUAGAAAUGAUCUCCAAACUCAAUACAAAGCCUUAUUAUCUUUAUGGUUAUUAAGUUUUAACCCUUCAUAUGCCGUUGAUUUAGUUCUAAACAAUAAAAACUUAUUAAAAACUCUUAUCACAAUCUCAAAUGACUCAAUUAAAGAAAAAAUCGUUAGAUUAUCAAUAUCAAUUCUAUUGAAUUUUAUCAAUACAACAAAUGAUCUGAACAAUAAUUACACUAACAAACCUUUAAUAGCAAAAAAGAAAAAAAUCACCAAAAUCUUAUUAUUAAAUGACUCCCUACCAAUCAUCACUAAUUUAAAUCAAAGAAAAUGGUCUGAUGAAGAAUUAAUUGACGAUUUGAAUAAUCUAUUAGAAAUCUUAAAUAACUCUUACCAAAAUUUAACAACUUUUGAUGAAUACAUAAUUGAACUAGAUUCAAUGGAAUUUAACUGGUCACCUCCUCAUAAAAAUAAAGAAUUUUGGAUCAAUUACAUCAAUAAUUUCAAACUAAAUGACUGGAAACUAUUUAAGAGACUAAUGAAUUUAUUCAACUCAACCUUAUCAAAUUUAAUCAUAUAUAAUAACGAUUCUGAAAAAUUAAAAACCUUGAAUAAAACUUUAGCUGUUAUUUGUAAUGACAUCUCAAAUGUUAUUAAUCUUUUACCUGAAUCAAUGGUCAUCUUAAACAAUUUAGGCUCAAAACAAAAGAUUAUGAGUUUAAUGAACUCAAGUGAUAUCAAUUUAAGAUAUGAAGCUUUAAAAACAACACAAGUUUUAGUUGCUCAUUCUUUUAAUUAAAUGAAAUAAUUUAUUCAAUUCAUUUUUCUUAAUCAAAAAAACCAAA